This is a messenger RNA of Argentina anserina (silverweed cinquefoil), 3038 nucleotides long. RefSeq names its product pentatricopeptide repeat-containing protein At2g39620. Gene Ontology annotation, biological process: RNA modification. Gene Ontology annotation, molecular function: RNA binding; protein binding. Gene Ontology annotation, cellular component: intracellular membrane-bounded organelle. The record is from RefSeq and is a predicted model, not a curated record. NCBI's taxonomy places the organism in Eukaryota, Viridiplantae, Streptophyta, Magnoliopsida, Rosales, Rosaceae. The transcript is spliced from 3 exons.
ACUUCAAACUUCAAAGUUCAAACCAGACAGACAGAGAGCCAUUUGAAUAGUUUGGCACCAUGAUCAUGAAAGCUAGCAAGAAUUAUCAACACUAUAUUGGCCUAAUCUCUACAUGCAAAGACUUGAAGUCCCUACUUCAAAUCCACGCUCAAGUAAUAGUCUCAGGUUUUCAACACCACACUUCCACAUCGACCCAUCUCAUAAAUUCCUACUCUUCCUUCCAAAGAUGCAACCUUUCGCGAUCAGUUUUCAAUUCUGUACAAAACCCAAGUGUUAGAUUAUGCAACUGCAUGAUCAGAGCUCAUACAAGAGCCAAAGAGUUCAAACAAGCUCAAGAAAUGUACCAUUCUAUGUUAAACCAAGGCCUAGAGCCUGACAAGUACACCUUCAACUUUGCCCUGAAAGCUUGCACUGAUGCAUUGGAUUUUGAAGAGGGUGUACUGUUGCACCGUGAAGUAGAGCGGAGGAGAUUAGAGUGUGAUGUGUUUAUUGGGACUAGUUUGGUUGAUAUGUAUUGCAAAAUGGGGGAGGUGAAAUGUGCAAGUGAGGUGUUUGAUAGAAUGCCUGAGAAAGAUUUGGUGGCGUGUAAUGUGUUGAUUUCUGGGUUGUCGAAAAGCGAGGAUCCUAGUGAGGCAUUGUGGUUUUUUAAGAGGAUGCAAUGUUGGGGGGUGGGGGUGGAUUUAGUGAGCUUGUUUAACUUGGUUCCGGCAGUGUCUAGAUUGGGAGACAUCGAUUCUUGUAGGUGCAUUCAUGGGUAUGCGGUUAGGAGGGAGUUGGGUUCGGAGUUGGCAAAGGGGUUGGUUGAUAUGUAUAGCAAGUGUGGGAAUGUGGAUGUUGCUUGUAGGAUUUUCGAUAUGAUGCAGGGUGGAAAGGGGAGUGGUGUUUUGUGGGGGACAAUGAUGGCAGGGUAUGCGGGUAAUGGAUGUUUUGUUGAGGUUUUGGAGUUGUUUGAUAGCUUGAAAGGGGAGGGGAGUGAAAUGGAUAAGGUUUGCAUUAUGAGUGCGCUUCUGGCUGCUACUGAGAUGAGAGACUUGGAGAAAGGGAUGGGGAUUCAUCGUUGUGCUUUAGAAUCAGGACUCGAUUCUGAUGUUUCGGUUGCUACUUCUAUACUGACCAUGUAUGCAAAAUGUGGAGAAAUAGAGAAGGCGACACAAUUAUUUGAGGGACUUGGUGAAAGAGAUUUAGUUGCUUGGUCUGCGCUUAUAUCUGCUUGUGUCCAGUCUGGUUAUCCUGAAGUGGCAUUGUCUCUCUUUCGCGAUAGGCAGAAUGAAAAUCUUCAACCAUGUGGCAUAACAUUGGUCAGCGUCCUUACAGCAUGCGGGGAACUAUCUUAUCUGAAAUUUGGUAAGAGCAUACAUUGCCACACUGUUAAGGCCGAUAUUGAUACUGAUAUAUCUACUGCGACAGGCCUAAUUUCCAUGUAUGCUAAAUGUGGAUUCUUUACCCCUGCCUUCAUUAUAUUCGACAGAAUGCCAUCAAAAGAUAUUGUGACAUGGAAUGCACUUAUAAAUGCAUAUACCCAAUUAGGCGAUGCCGACCAUGCUAUUGAUGUGUUGAAUGAGUUAUGGCUAUUUGGAAUAAAACCUGAUGCAGGAACGAUGGUUGGUAUGGUCUCCGCUUGUAGCUUAUUAAAUGAUCUAAAUCACGGUACUUGUAUACAUGGACGAAUUAUAAAGAAUGGGUUUGAACAUGAUGCUCCUUUGGAAAAUGUUCUUAUUGGCAUGUAUUGCAAAUGUGGUGACAUUUCGUCGGCUGAAUUUCUGUUUAGAAAAUCAAGAUUUAUGAGAGAUAUGGUAUCCUGGAAUGUUAUGAUUGCAGGAUACAUGCAGGGUGGAUGUGCCAGGGAAGCUAUGUCUGUGUUUGACCAGAUGAAAUUAGACAACUGUCAGCCGAAUUUAGUCACAUUUGUAAGCAUCCUUCCUGCAGUGGCAUCUCUGGCAGCAAUAAGAGAGGGCAUGGCUUUUCAUGCCUGCAUUGUCCAGAAGGGGUUUCUAUCUAAUACAAUGGUCCAAAAUAGUCUUAUUGACAUGUAUGCUAAAUGCGGACAGAUCAAUCACUCAGAAAAAUGCUUUCAAGAGAUGGAAUUAAAGGACAAAGUUUCAUGGAACACAAUGCUUGCAGCGUAUGCAAUGCACGGGCAAGGGGAUCAUGCUAUUGCACUUUUCUCACUUAUGCAAAAGAGCUCUAUCCAACUUGAUUCUGUGUCAUUCAUCAGUGUCUUGUCUGCCUGCAGACAUGGGGGUUUGAUAAAAGAAGGAAAGGAAGUUUUCCUCCUCAUGCGUGAAAAACACCAUCUUGAACCAGAGUUGGAACACUACGCUUGCAUGGUAGAUCUUUUGGGACAUGCUGCUUUCUUCGAUGAAGCUCUACAUUUUAUUAAUACGAUGCCAAUGGAGCCUGAUGCCAGAGUCUGGGGGGCAUUAUUAGGGGCAUGCAGGGUGCAUUCAAAUGCAAAGUUGGGAGAAGUUGCGUUGAGUCAUCUUGUUAACCUUGAGCCCACAAAUGCCUCUAAUUACAUAGCUUUAUCGGAUAUACAUGCAUAUUCUGCUAGAUGGGGUGAUGCUUGCAAGUUAAGGUUAGAGAUGAAGAGCUCUGGGUCGAAGAAAACGCCAGGAUGUAGUUGGGUAUAAGUCCAAAACCGGGUUCAUACGUUUCAGGCGGGUGAUUACAACUACCCCCAACUUGGAGCUGAGAGCUAAGAGCAAGUUAAUUGACGUGUCAUAUAGGUCAUUACUGAUAGCCUAUGACACAAGACUAUACCUUCUUGUUUAUGAUAGCACCACUAGAGUCUGGCACAUUCCAAAUUAAGCUUUACUGGGACAUUGCCAAAGAUUCGGUUGCGCACAUACAAUUUCUGGAUAUACUCUUGUGGGCCAUUUGAAGAUGGAAAGUAAGAGAAUUUGAUCUGCUCUCACUCUCCAUCUCUUAAGCUUUCGAUGGGUUUUGAACCACAAGGGUGAUUGAACAACCUUACGUUCAUUCACCUAGCACCAAGAUCUGGAGCUCGUACAUAUAUGUCCUACUCUUAAUAGGAUUAC